Messenger RNA from Mycena citricolor, 1256 nucleotides. The record is from the annotation of a GenBank genome assembly. NCBI's taxonomy places the organism in Eukaryota, Fungi, Basidiomycota, Agaricomycetes, Agaricales, Mycenaceae.
GGCACGAAGAGAUCUUCAUCGAAACCGAGACUGAGCUUCGGCCAUGGACCAAGAGAUUCGUAAAAAAUGCGUUGCGACACCGCGCAGGUUCCAGAGAUUGAAACCGCUAUUUGUAUAAUUAAAACAUACAGUCUGUUUGUGUGGUCGAAACUGGGCAUGGCCAACCGACAAGAACAAGAUUCGAUAACCGUCAUACAGGGAGCAGCACGAAACGAAGCUCGAGAAUCAUUGAUGGCUACUCGAUUGGGCCAUCGCACCGUGUCCAAGAACCGUCGAACUCUUUUGCCGGAAUUCGACGGUCUCAAUGGGAGGCCGCCUGCGAGAAUGGUGACGUUGACGAGAUCGCGACAGAGAUAGGGAACUGCCGCUCCAUUCCCUAUAAAAGGGCGACGCACUCAGUUCCCUGUAUCGCAGCUCAAUCUAACAAAGCAAAUUUCCGACCAUGGCCGCUCCACAGCAACAGCAUGCGGGAACAGUCAAGAUUCUUGGAUUUGGUUUGUCUCGCACUGGCACAUCCUCAAUGAAGGUUGCACUUCACAUGCUCGGAUACGAGCCAACCAACCACGGAUUCGACCUUUUCGACGAUCCAGAAGUCAUGGACCAGUGGAUCCGGGCCCUGGAGGCGAAAUAUUACGGUAUCGGCCAACCGCUCGAUGCAGACGACUGGCGGCGAUUUCUAGCCCGCUUCCAGGGAGUCACUGACAUCCCACACUACCUUUUCGUUGAGGAGCUGCUAGCUGCGUUCCCCGACGCGAAGGUGCCCGUCACCUAUCGCGAUCCAAAAGCAUGGUGGAAAUCGUUCGCAUCGACCAUCCUGAAAUUAUGCGAGCCAAUCACUACUUCCGAACAUGCCGCCCCGAACGAAUCGCAGCAUGUCCGUCGCGUGCGCCUCUCCAACAUGUGCUUCGCGGUCCUGUUCAAAAUCCGCCCAGAAGACAUGGGUCGGGAAAGCAUCACCGAGGAGGUCGCGACCGCGGCCUUUGAAGCCCACUAUGAGUAUCUCCGCGCCGUCGUGCCGAAGGAGCGUCUGUUGAUCUUCAGCGUCAAGGAGGGAUGGGCCCCGCUCUGCACUUUCUUGGGCAAGGAUAUCCCGGAUACGCCCUUCCCCCGGGUCAACGACUCGGAGCAGUUUGACGCCGUGUUUCCAGACAUCUUGAAAAACGGCAGAGAUGCAUAGUCGUAUUUAUGAAGUGUCUCACUGACAUACUACAAAAUUCUACUGACUCGCAAAACAAUGUAUGUACAGUGAAAACCGA